AUGCGGGCACACGUUGCUAGGAGCAACCGACAAGGAUGGCAACCGGAUAUCGCCAAGAGGCAUGGAGUGGUGAGCACCUUAAAGAGAUCAGCGGCAGCUCAGCAAGAAGAUGUCUUCACACCUGAUACGUUUCUGGCCCGGAGGUCAGAAAAGAUGGACGUGAGGACUCGUGAGAUGAUAGUAGGUGGUAUCCCGUUGUUUGUGGAACUGGAUUGUUGCCAGGCUGUAUCCAGAGUCAUGCCGGACAUACUACCCUUUUUGAAGACCCGACCAGAGACCGAGUCUUCAGUAAAACCAGAAACGGAGCAGGUUCUGGAACAUAGGUUCCAUCCUCAAGUUAAAGAUGAGCCAAAAGGGGGGCUGAAAUUGCAUGGUCAUCUAGAAGGGAAGAUGGUGGCCGAAAAGGAAGCUACAGUGAUUGCUGUGGAUAAAGCAAAAGUGCUGAAGAAAGUACAUGUGGAGCUGGGAGGAGAAGAGCUGGAUCAAGUGUGCUCAAAGGAAGAGACAGACCAAGAACAGGUGACGGUCAGAAGACAAGAGAAUGUCUCAAGUUCCUGCAGCGAGAGUGAAGAGACCACUGUAAGUAAGAGAUCUCGGAAAAACCGAGCUGGACUUUGUAAGAAAAGAGAGCAGAACCGGAAUCUUGAAGAAACCUUACAGAUGGUUUCUUCAAAAUUGGCACAAAAAGAAGAAGAGGUGUAUAGCCUGAUGGAGGACAAAGAAAAAUCGCUUGUAGACUUGAAGAAAGAGAAAGAAGCAAAGCUUCAGAUGCAGAAAGAUAUGGAGAUCCACCAAAGUGAGCUUGUGGCUCUGCAGGAUGAGCUGUUCCGCUCCCAGGGUCAUGUGACCAACAAGGAGAGCGAAUUGGAGAGUCUGGUCCAGCAGUUGUCACUCAAGGAGGAAGAAGUGAAUGUUCUGUCUGAGGCAUAUCGGGCUCUACAAAGUGAUCACCAGGCUAGGUUGGUAGCCAUGGAAGAGCUCGAGAAGGAGAAAGUGGUAAUGGCUCAUAAGGUGCAGAGCCUGGAGGCGCAGAACGAAAUGCACAUUAAGUCUCAUGCAGCUACCUUGGAUUCGCUGGGAAGGCAGAUCUCCAAACAAGAGGCUCAGCUAAAAGUCUAUGAGCAGAAAGUGUCCGAGAUGGAGCUACUGAGUAAAGACAAUGAGCAGAUGAGAGAACAACUGCUGUCCCUGGAAGAUACUGUCAAUAACUUGACAGAAUUGCUGGAAAGAGAGAAGGUGAACUCCUCUAAACUCAAGAGUGAGCAGCAGAAAAACUUAAAGCUGGAAGGGGACAUGAAGGUCCUAAAAGAAGGCAGUGACCAGGCUGCAGCAGAACUGCACAAAGAGAAACUUGCCGUUGGGAGACUUGAAGCGCAAAUUGCUCAGUUGUAUGAAGAACUCAGAAUGAAAACCGAGAGUCUGCAGAAAAAGCUGCUGGAGAUGGAGAUGCCUCCUCUAAAAGUGUCAGAGUCUGAACGAAGGGCUCAAGAAACAAAGCAGCUGAAGCAAGUCUCACAAGAAGCUCCGGAGUCUGGAUGCAGAGUCCGUGAUCAGAAAAAUAAAGGCGGUACAGACUUGGAUGGUCGGGGCCAGCGAAGCUCACACUACAGUCCAGCCUUUGGUGAGAGAAGGCAGAGGCCUGAAAAGACUACCUUGUUUGCAGCCAGUGUCCAGGGCGUUGCCUUGAGCAACAUGAAGAAGGUAGGAGGCUCCAAGGAAGCCUUUGGAACACCAGUUGUGAAGAACAGUUUCUAUAAAGUGAAGCUGAAAGUUCCUGAAGACUUACAGCAGAUGUGCGUAAAGGGAUCGGCUCAUAAAGACUUUUCAAAGGCAGUGGAAGCCUUUUCAGUGUCUUAUGACUCAGAGAAUGCCCAGCUGGUCAUCUUGUCUGACAAUGAAGUUAUCAUUAAGAGGGUGAACAUGUUGGGUAACAUCCAUUUCCAAAAUCUUCGUACAAAAUUGUCUGUGAUAUCGAGAAUCAAAGAAGCCAGAAAGAAUCUGGAAAGCUUAUGUCUGUCAGUGUCUAGAUUCCAUGUGCAGUUUGAUGUACGAAAAGACUUGAUGCGCUCAGUAAUCGGCACUCGUGCCACAAAUAUACAACAAGCAAGGAGAAUCCCUGGGGUGACUGCUGUUAUUCUUGAUAAAGAUACAUGUACGUGUCAUGUGUAUGGUGAGAACCAAGAUGCUGUGAAAAAGGCAAGAAGUUACCUGGAGUUGGCUGAGGUGGUAAUGUGGGUUCCCCGAAACUUGGUGGGAAAAGUCAUUGGGAAGAAAGGAAGGCACAUUCAGAAGGUUGUCGACCAGUCAGCGGUUGUUAGAGUGAGAGUUGAGAGUAAUAAGAAGAGCUCCCAAGACGAGGGAAUGGUCCCCUUUGUAUUCCUGGGCACAAAGGACAGUGUUACUAAAGCAACCAUUCUACUGGACUGCCACCUCAAAAGGUUGAAGAAAGUGGACCAACUUCAGCUAACUCGACCAAAGAGAAGGACAGAUGCAUGGUCGUGUGUGCACUGUCUUUUGAAGACAAGUGCUCAUCCCCGGUGGUCUGAGCAGAGGGACUACCCGAUGAUCCAUCGCAUCGCCGCCAUCGCUACAUUCAUCUGUGCUGGAAUAUACAACAUGUGGCAAUCCAUCCUCCUGUACAAAGUGCCGGGAGCAUCAAGAGUCAUCUGCCAUGUAAGAGCCAUCUUCUCUUCUAUGGCCCUUGCCUGUGUGUUUCUUAUUAUAGGAACUGGGGUCGUUGUAUACAUCCAACUGUUUGCUGGAGAAUGUGAAGAGAGGAUUGAAGCCUUUGUCAAAAUCAUCGAGUGGUCAAUUCUGGUCCUCAUCCUGCUGACGAAUGUGACUUUCUAUUCCACCAUGGAACACCUAUUGUUCACCAUGUCCAGGAACACCUGCAGCAUCUCCCUAAGGGUUCGGAUCGAUGCCUUUGGGGUAUAG
Messenger RNA from Hyla sarda, 2937 nucleotides. RefSeq names its product probable DNA double-strand break repair Rad50 ATPase. The transcript is spliced from 4 exons. Gene Ontology annotation, biological process: central nervous system development; DNA damage response; regulation of translation at postsynapse, modulating synaptic transmission. Gene Ontology annotation, cellular component: axon; postsynaptic density; neuronal ribonucleoprotein granule. Gene Ontology annotation, molecular function: protein homodimerization activity; mRNA 3'-UTR binding; translation regulator activity. The record is from RefSeq and is a predicted model, not a curated record. Lineage: Eukaryota; Metazoa; Chordata; Amphibia; Anura; Hylidae. The coding region runs from base 1 to 2937 and encodes 978 amino acids.